Messenger RNA from Onychostoma macrolepis, 1625 nucleotides. Its product is annotated as transcription termination factor 1, mitochondrial. Gene Ontology annotation, biological process: termination of mitochondrial transcription; regulation of DNA-templated transcription. The coding region runs from base 122 to 1225 and encodes 367 amino acids. Lineage: Eukaryota; Metazoa; Chordata; Actinopteri; Cypriniformes; Cyprinidae. The transcript has 2 exons. Gene Ontology annotation, molecular function: double-stranded DNA binding. The record is from RefSeq and is a predicted model, not a curated record. Gene Ontology annotation, cellular component: mitochondrial matrix.
CGCACGUGUUCAGAGCUGGUAGGUCAGAAUGAAUCUGAUGUUUACUGUACUUCCUGUAAAGAAGACACGCUGACAGUCAACAGUGUUUACGGAUCAUGUUUAAAGUCUUAUGCGCUGAGCGAUGUUCCAGAGGCAGGUCCUGCACUUCCUGCGGCUCGCCGGGGGACGAGCAUCACUUCCUGUGAAGUCCCGGUCCUGCAGCUCCGAACCGACCAAUCAGGAGCCUCCUCUGGAGAAUGAGUCUCUCCUGGAGAACCUGUCCAUCCUGGGAGUGGACCUCCCCUCGGCCCGCAGGCGUCAGCCGGGCGUCUUGAGGAAGCUGCUGACCAACGAACAAGGCCUGGCUCUCUUCCUGAAGAGCAAAGGAGCGGAUCCAGAGACGAUCGCCAGCAUCAUCUCACGCUUCCCUCGCUCCAUCACACGCUCCUGCGAACACCUGGAGGAGCGCUGGAGGCUCUGGAGGGACAUCUUCAAGAGCGACGCCGAGGUGGUGGGGAUCCUCUCGCGAUCGCCCGAGUCGUUCUUCCGCUCCAGCGACAAUAAGAACCUGGAGGAGAACAUCAGUUUCUUGAGGACGCUGAGAAUCACGGGGAAAGAUCUCCACCGGUUGCUGACCACCGCGCCACGGACCUUCUCCAACAGCGUGGAGCUCAACAGAAACAUGGUUGAGUUCUUGAAGAGCAUCUGCGUUAGUUUCGACGGGAACGAACCGGAGCGUUUCGCUCGAGCCGUCAUCUCCAGAAACCUGUACGUCUUCAUCCGCAGCACGAACCGGAUCAGAGCUAAUGUGGACUUCCUCUGCAGGUCGUUGAGUUUGAGUAACGCCGAAGCGCUGGGUUUGUUCCAGUCCCACGGAGCGCAGAUCCUCGACGUCUCUCACGAGAGCCUGAAGAGGAACUUCCAGAACCUUCGGACGAAGCUGGACACGCUGGGCUGCGACGAGGCCGACUUGAAGAGGAUGAUCUUGAACUAUUCUCUGGUGCUGUUCAUCUCGUCCGAGCGGCUGAACGAGAAGCUGGACUGUCUGAUGGACGGCGGGAUCCUCGCGCAGCAGAUCGUGUGCAAACCCAAAGUCCUGGAUUUCAGCGUCGCAUGCAUCCGGCAGCGUCUGAACGAGCUCAACGCACUGGGCUACGACUUCCAGAAGAGCGGCAUCGCUGUGUUAGACACGAGCAAGAAACGCUUCCUCGCUAAACUACAGCGACUGAGCUUGGCGGAGGUCUGAUGAAGUCACUUCUCAUCACUUUUAUUUAAAACCAUUCAUUUUGCAACAAAUGCAAUGAAUGAGCUGAAAUGCACUAGAUAAAAAAACAACAACUAUAUUUUGUAGCAUGUGUUCAUUGUAUUUCAUGCAUCAGUGUUGGGAAGGUUAUUUUAGACGUGUAAUAGCUUACAGAUUACAUGUUAGCCUAUGUAACAAGUAAUUCAUUCAUAAUAAGUUGUGUGACUAAAGUAUUACUUUUGAUUACUUUUCUGACCCGCAUUGCUGUGAUUCAUUUUCUUUAAAUGUUUAUUUUGGUCCAAAUUGUUGUGAGAAAUGAGCUAUUUAUAAACAAAUGCAAUAAAUGAGCUGAAAUGCACUAGAAAACAAUGUUUCGAGGACAUUAAAACAACUAUAUUUUGUA